Molecule: messenger RNA, 1881 nt
Organism: Diaporthe batatas
Lineage: Eukaryota; Fungi; Ascomycota; Sordariomycetes; Diaporthales; Diaporthaceae
Exons: 1
Coding region: 1-1881 (626 amino acids)
Biological process (GO): negative regulation of phosphatase activity; negative regulation of transcription by RNA polymerase II
Molecular function (GO): chromatin binding; phosphatase inhibitor activity; transcription corepressor activity
Source: RefSeq, a predicted model, not a curated record
AUGGCUUCGGUAAAAGAUCACUUCAUUGACCUGGAACGGCACCGCCGCCAGCUUGAGGAAAAUGUCGAGAAGCUCCGCAAGGCCAUCACACACUGGCGCAUGUGUGACGCCGACUACGAGGAACUCAAGGAAGAGGUCGAUGCCAUAUCCGGGCCCGCUGGCCGCGCGGACCUGGACAGGAUAUGCAACGAGUUUGAGGGCCAUGUCAUCACCACCAAGGAAGUCAAGGAGAUAUUUGGCCAGCCAGAGGUGAAGCCCAAGGCCCAGAUCAUCAGUCUUCUCUCCCGGCGGAUUGACUAUGUCUCCAAGAACGUGCAAACCCUGGAGAAGCAGCUCCAGGCUGCCGAGGAGAAGUACGAAAAGGUCAACGUCGUGGCCAACCCAGAUGCCAUGGACGAGGAUUCAGGGCUGCCCAUCACGGACAUUAUUGAAGAGCUUGAUGAUGACGACAACGUCACGUCCUCCCGACUGCAGCGGCCAGGCGACUCAACUUCCGCCAUCCGUGAAGCACUGGAGAAGGCUGGUGUCAAGGACUUGCCUGAGACGGAGAGGGAGUUGCCAGGUUAUGUCGAGGAACUUCCAGACGAUGAGGACACACCGAUGCACGAGCUCAAGGAGCGCGUUCAGGAUGUCGAAAGUGAGGGCAUCCCAGAAGCAGAGACGGACCCAGAUGCCAUGGACGUGGAGCCUACAGGUCCCCCGACAAAAAAGGGCGUGUCUUUCGCCGAAGACACAAAACCAGGCCACGACCUCAACGGUCAAGACCCAAGACUCCGGACGCGGGAGUAUCUUGAGCAAAUAAUGAAGGAAGCCAAAGAACAGGAGGCACCCAUAUCGAACCCAGUGAUACCACAAGGCGAGUCCGACGAGGACGCUGAGCUUCGACGGGAGAUGCUCAGGUACGGCAUGACCGACAUUGCGCCAAUUGUUGCUGAGCUGGAAAUCGACGAGGGCACGGGUUCCGAGUUCGACGAGGACGAGUGCAGCCUUGACGAGGAUGACGACUUCGAAGACGAGGAUGACGAGGAUGACGAGGACGAGGACGAGCAUGGCCGAACCAGGUCGCGUGUUGUCGAUGAUAAGUAUAGGAAGCGCAUGCAGGAGCUCGAGGCGAGGUUGGGUAUAAAGUCGAGCCGCCAGAUCGAGGAGGAAGAAGAGGCCAGGGCCGCCGGGAGCAUACCGGAAGAAGGCAUCGCACGCAUCGCAGUCCAACCGGCUGCUUCAAGCAAGCCAGCGCCUGCGACCCAGCCCGCCAAGUCCUCUAUGAAGGGUGGCGAUGAAGCUGCGCAAGGGUCGAAGCCCGCGAGGAAGGGCGUUAAGUUUGCCAGCGCGCUGGACAUAGCCCCCGAAAUCGAUACAGCACCAGCCCCUACCAGUGUUGAGCUUCAAGAACCCAAGGAGCCCUACGUCGACCCUAUGAGAAGCACCAUCGUGGAGCGGAGUCCUGCCGCACAGCCAGCAGCACCAACAGCGAGCACGCCGAAGAAGACAUCGCGGUUCAAAAAGGCACGCGCGACAGAGCCCACCGCCGGACCAUCCGAAACCCAGCUGCCAGUGAGGCCCAAAGGCCCGGCCGAGGCCCCGGCACGCUUCCUGGACCAGGAAGUGCGGACAGCCCCGACAGGACCGGACGGCACGACGCUCGCUGGGACCGUCGUCGAACGAGACAUGCCCCCGGACGCCUUGGAGCCGGAUGAGUUCGACGCCACGCUACUACACCAGGAGGCUGCCGUCGAAUACCACCGGUUGCGUAACCGGAUGAUACAGAAGCAGGGCGGCUUCGUUACCGAGAAGGAGGAGGCCAUCGAGUAUCCCGAGGACGAAGGAGCAGGAGGAAAGCGUGUUAGUCGAUUCAAGGCUGCUAGGUUAGGGAAGCAGUGA